GCUAUUUCCUUUACAUUUGGAGCUAUUGUUUUAAUAUUCGUUUUGUCUUCUCCAGCGGCCACUGGAUUCGCCUCAGAAGUAGCUGCCGCAGCUUCUCUCUGCUUCCAUAUUGUCAUCAAACUUCUUUUAUGGAAGUUCAAGCAAGACAUUGUGUGCUUAUCAUCAAAACUCCAAACUCCACUCUACUUCUCUAAUGGGUGCAGAGCACUAUCCUCCUCCUUGGUUCAGUGUUGCCCCCAUGAUGGAAUGGACCGAUAACCAUUACAGAACUUUGGCCCGUCUUAUCUCAAAAAAGGCGUGGCUCUACUCAGAAAUGCUUGCUGCCGAAACUAUUGUCUACCAGACUGGCAAUUUGGAUAGAUUCUUGGCAUAUGGCCCUGAGCAACAUCCUAUAGUGCUUCAAAUUGGGGGAAAUAAUUUGGAGAACUUGGCCAAAGCGACACAACUGGCAACUCCAUAUGGCUAUGAUGAAAUUAAUUUUAAUUGUGGAUGUCCUAGCCCCAGAGUAGCUGGACAUGGAUGUUUUGGUGUGCGCCUCAUGCUUGAUCCAAAGUUUGUUGCUGAGGCCAUGUGCGUAAUUGCUGCAAAUACAAAUGUUCCCGUGAGUGUCAAAUGCAGAAUUGGACUUGAUGACCAUGACUCAUACAAUGAACUAUGUGAUUUUAUUUACAAGGUUUCUUCUCAGUCACCAACUCGUCAUUUUAUUAUACACUCGCGGAAGGCAUUACUUAAUGGAAUCAGCCCAGCAGAUAAUCGAAGAAUUCCCCCACUCAAGUAUGAGUACUAUUAUGCGCUUUUGCGUGAUUUCCCUGAUCUACAGUUCACAAUAAAUGGAGGCAUAAAUUCUAUUGAUGAGGUUAAUGCAGCACGUAUGGAAGGAGCUCAUGGGGUUAUGCUGGGACGUGCAGCUUACAGCAAUCCAUGGCAGAUUCUAGGACGUGUUGACAGUGCUGUAUAUGGUGCACCUCUUCGUAGUAUAACCCGGCGCCAGGUUCUUGAGCAAUAUCAGGUCUAUGGUGACUCAGUCGUUAGAAUGUAUGGACUUAAGCCCCAUAUUCGGGAUGUUGUCAAGCCUCUGCUUGGUCUAUUUCAUGCAGAGCCUAGAAAUGUUGUGUGGAAGCGCAAGGUUGAUGCUGCUCUCCUGCGCUGCACGACAAUCAAAUCCAUUCUCGAGGAGACGUUAGGGGAAAUUCCAGACAGAGUCCUUGAUGCCCCCCUUACAGAAAUGCCCUCUGGUAGUAGUGAUACGUUCAUUAAGGCGAAGAGUUUGUUACCUCCACCAUACACAGUAAGUGAAGAAGAGUUACUGUAAGCUUAAAUAUACAUAUUUUUUCCCCUUUGUGUUUGUAUUCAAUGAAAUAUAUUCAUUCUUUCAGUAUUAUGUAUUUUAAGUGCCUCAUUUUUUGGGAGGCCAUCUAUCCCAAUGUAACCAGCUACAUGGCUUGUAAGAGUGAAAAUCUUACACUCACUGCUGCUCUGAACAAGAAGCAGGUGCUACUGAGUACUGACAUAUUUUUCUAAUUUUUUUCACUAUCUUUACAUAGGAAGAAUUUGAUAGGAAUAGUGAGAAGUUGAAUCCUUUAUCUAUUGUGUAAAAGAUUCAUGACUAAACUGGAAGCCUUGAUGUUAUUAGAUUCUUAGAAUUUCGUGCA
Molecule: messenger RNA, 1652 nt
Organism: Solanum tuberosum (potato)
Lineage: Eukaryota; Viridiplantae; Streptophyta; Magnoliopsida; Solanales; Solanaceae
Product: tRNA-dihydrouridine(20/20a) synthase-like
Exons: 13
Coding region: 194-1312 (372 amino acids)
Biological process (GO): tRNA dihydrouridine synthesis
Molecular function (GO): tRNA dihydrouridine synthase activity; flavin adenine dinucleotide binding
Source: RefSeq, a predicted model, not a curated record